Molecule: messenger RNA, 4237 nt
Organism: Onthophagus taurus
Lineage: Eukaryota; Metazoa; Arthropoda; Insecta; Coleoptera; Scarabaeidae
Gene: Vps15
Product: Vacuolar protein sorting 15
Biological process (GO): protein targeting to vacuole; protein phosphorylation; macroautophagy
Cellular component (GO): phosphatidylinositol 3-kinase complex, class III, type II; nucleus-vacuole junction; phosphatidylinositol 3-kinase complex, class III, type I
Molecular function (GO): ATP binding; protein serine/threonine kinase activity; protein binding
Source: RefSeq, a predicted model, not a curated record
AACGUUUCCAACAAAUGACGUCUGUCAAAAAUAUCAAAAUAAAUAUUGUUUGUCUUAUCAGCUGUUGUUGUUGUGGUACCUUUUUUUAAGAACUCCAUGAAGAUUUAUUAAGAUUAUAAUAGAAUGGGGAAUCAAUUAGUAGGAAUAGCCCCUUCGCAAAUUUUCCCUGUAGAACACUAUUUAGCUGAACACAGUGAUUAUAAGUUUGACUCAAGUUUGGGAAGCACACGUUUCUUAAAAGUAGCUAGAGCAAAAUCACCGGAAGGUUUCGUCGUAGUAAAAGUAUUUGCUAUUCACGAUCCUACAUUACCCUUACAACCGUACAGAGAAUGUUUAGAACAAAUUCGUUCAAAACUAACUACAGCCAUAAAUUGUUUACCAUUUCAAAAAAUUGAAUUACUUGAUAAAGCUGGAUUUCUCACUCGAGAGUACGUUAAGUUUAGUUUGUACGAUCGAAUUAGUACAAGACCGUUUUUAACAAAUUUGGAAAAACGUUGGAUAACAUUUCAAGUUUUAUACGCUUUGAAUCAAUGCCACAAAGUUGGAGUUUGCCAUGGUGAUAUUAAAUUGGAGAAUAUCACGAUUACUUCGUGGAAUUGGUUAAGAUUAGUCGAUUUUGCCCCUUUUAAACCAACAUUUUUACCUGAAGAUAAUCCUGCUGAUUAUACAUAUUUUUUUGAUACUUCUCGAAGAAGAGUUUGUUAUAUUGCACCAGAAAGAUUUAAAAAAUUAGUUACUUUAGACUCAACAAGUUUGUUUAAUGAAAAUAUUUGUAGUUCAGAUGAUUUGAAACCAUCUAUGGAUAUAUUUUCGGCUGGAUGUGCUUUAUUGGAAUUAUGGAAUGAAGGGCAUAGUCCUUUUGAAUAUUCUCAACUUUUAGCAUAUCGAAAUAAUGAAUACUCCCCACAAAGACAUCUUGAUAAAAUUGAUGACCCUUAUUUAAAAUCACUUCUCACCAGUAUGAUUCAAAAAGAUCCUACGCAACGUUUAUCUGCUGAAAGUUAUUUAUCACAAGAACGUGGGCGACUUUUUCCUCAUUAUUUUUACACAUUUUUGCAACCGUAUAUGUUGGAUUUUUCUGCAAGUCCGAUUUUAUCUUGUGAUGAAAAGAUGGCACGAAUAAAGAAGGAAGUUUCAAGUGUGGUUAAUUUGUUCUCUUCGAAACGAAGCGAUUGCGAUUUAAGUAAUGAAAUGAUUAUAGAUGUUGAUGACCAUGCAAAUCGUGCCGAUGGAUUGGUUAUUAUUAUUUCUUUGGUUACUUCUUGCGUGAGGGGUCUUCAUGAUUGUUCGGCAAAGUUACAAUGUUUAGAUGUAAUGUUAGAAUUGGCGAAACAUGCAAAUGAAGAAACUAUUUUAGAUCGAUUAUUACCUUAUAUGAUGCAUUUAACACAUGAUUCAAACCCAAGAGUGAAAGUGGUUGCAAUUCGAACCAUAACAACUUGUUUGGAUUUUGUUAAAGAUGUACCUAGAUCCGACGCAAAUGUGUUUCCUGAUUAUAUUUUACCGGGUUUAGCUCCAUUGGCGACCGAUAGGAAUGUUUGUGUCCGAACAGAAUUUGCUAAACACAUCGGGCAAUUAGCUCAUAUUGCGUUACAAUAUCUUCAUCAAACGGUUGUUGAUUGUAAUGAUAAAUCAAGCAGAACUAAUUCGCCGAAAAUUAAUUACGAUGCUGAGCUACAAGCUUUACACGAAAUGAUUAAACAAAUGGUUGGACCUUUAUUAUCAGACACAUCACCUUUAGUUAAAAGAACGUUAGUUAAUCAUAAUGUGGCCAAAUUAUGUAUGUUUUUUGGACAUCAAAUGUCUAAUGACAUAUUAUUAUCGCAUAUGAUUACAUUUUUAAACGAUAAAGAUGACAAAGAACUUCGUGCCACAUUUUUCGAUGCAAUCGUCGGAAUUGCUGCUUGUUUAGGUUGGCACAGCACCGCAGUUUUAAAACCUCUAUUUGUUCAAGGAAUGAGGGAUGUUUCCGAAUUUGUAAUCGUAAAAACAUUAAAAUGUAUGGAACAUUUAACAGAAGUGGCCCUAUUUCCCAAAGAAAUGAUGGUUGGGUUAGUUAUGGAGUGUUCUUUAUUUUUGGUACAUCCAAGUUUAUGGAUUCGGCAAUCUGCAGCUAAUUUCAUAACGAAACUCACCCAAACAAUGAAUAAUUUAGAUGUUGCAGUGAAAAUAAUGCCUCUUUUAACGGAAUCGCAAAAAUACGAAUUAAUUGAAAUAACGCAUCCUCAUAGAUUAUUGGCAUCAUUAAAAGAUCCAAUUCCAAGACCCAUUUAUGAUAGCGUUCUUCGUUGCGCUGAUUUUGAAAACUUCAUUACUACUUUAAAUAGGAGAAAGGAAAUUAGAGAUAUGAUUAAGCAAGAUAAAGUUCCUGGGCAUCAAAUGUUAUCGGAAGCAACAGCAGCUACAAAAACGUUAAUAAGGCGAUUGGAAGAGUAUGGAUUAAAUGAGUUUAUUGAAGAUAGAUUAAUAAAAUACAAACAAAAAAUUUUGAGAUAUGGAAAACAUAAAAAACAUAUUGAUGAUAAUUUAAUGGAGGGGAAAAUUAUUAUUUUAACGGUUCCUAAUGCAGGUCAUGUUUUAAAUUUGGAGAGUAGAGUGACACAGAAACUUCCAUAUUCAAGUUCUGAUAAUUCCACAAGACAAAGUGAUGGUUCUAUAUCUGCUGUACAAGGAAAAGCUAAUUCGAGAUCAUCAUCACCAACUCACACCACAGAACCUUCAUCAAACUUUAGUGUCCAUGAGCGAUCAUAUGUACAAUAUAGAACAUCAGAUUGUAGUACAGAAUUACGUCGAUUACUUUUAAGGCAACAAGAUAAAUACAGUGAAGCUUUACGAUGUAGAGAAUGGGCAAUAAACACAGCUUGGGAAACUCCGAUUCCUCCGCCCGGUUGGAAAUUAAAAGGUUCCUUGAUAGCUCAUCUUCACGAACACAAAGGUGCGGUUAAAAAAUUGGUUCACAUCCCGGAUUCGUCGCUUUUCGCUAGCGCUUCUAAAGACGGAUUCGUCCGCGUUUGGGAUUGCGCGAAAAUCGAAGGGAAAAAUAUAGCGAAUAGAUCCAGGCAAUGUUAUCGAUUUCCCGGAAAUCCGAAAUUAACGGGAUUAGCUGUUUGUGGGAAUAAAGGAACCAUGGCUGCUUCAUCAGUUGAUGGGUCGGUUUUAGUUUUACAAAUCGAUAGUGGAAGUAGUAGAUUAUCUUUAAGCGAAGUGAGACAUUUGGAUCGGAAACGAGAUGUAAAGGCGCUUGAGUUACAAUAUUGGGAUUCAGGUCCACAAAGCGUUCUUGUUUAUUCGACGUUAUUCGGGUCUUUGGUCGGUUGGGACUUACGAUCCCCGAGGGAGGCUUGGAGGCUGGAGAAUGGGAUUAAAAGAGGUUACCCGACCAGUUUCUGUGUCAAUUCCCAUCAGAGUUGGGUUACCGUCGCAACGGACUUUGGAUAUCAUAUCACUUGGGAUCUUCGAUUUCAAUUACCCGUUUCUACAAUCAAACAUCCUAGUGGCGCGAGAGUACGUAAAGUUCUUUGUCAUCCCAAAAGAGAUUCUUGGAUCAUAGCCAGUUAUCAAUCAAAUAAUGAAAUUACAAUGUGGAACGUUGAGACUGGUGCUAGAGAAAAAGUUUUAUGGACUAGUGCAGCACCUCCAUUAUCAGUUAAUAAUAUGAAAGAUGAAGGAAUCUGGACAAUGUAUACAGGUUUAAUAGACAGAAAUGGAUUUUUAUUAGCUGGUGGUCACGAUGGACGCGUUCGUUAUUUCGAUUUAGAAGACCCUCCAAAUUCUAGAAUUGCUAUUCACAAAGCCAUCGAUCCAUUAAUGGGUUGUACCGUGAAAUACCAUGAACGUUUAAUCGACGGUAUUCCUGUCGUUGUUGAAACGUUACCUUCAAUAUUAGACGAUAAAAAGAAUGCGGGAAAAGCAGACGAAGUUCCUCGAGCUGGUCCAGAACCCCCACCAAUGGGCCAUAUAAAUUCAAUCACUGAUAUUACCAUUUGUAAAGCUUCACAAUGUUUUAUGGUCACCGGAUCAAUAGAUGGUGUGAUUAAAGUGUGGAAAUAAAGUUGAUUCAUCAAAUUGAUCAAUUAUCAUUGUUUAUUAUGUAUUUAUAGUUGGUUAAUAAGCAUAAAAGUGAUCAACUAUUAAGAAGUAUUCUAUAAACAUGGUUACUAUUAUAAUAUUUUUUUGUGGAUGUAUUUAAUUAGUUAAUCCGAUUCGUUUUUAAGUGUAAUAAAUAAAGUUUUAUUUA